Molecule: messenger RNA, 607 nt
Organism: Clarias gariepinus (North African catfish)
Lineage: Eukaryota; Metazoa; Chordata; Actinopteri; Siluriformes; Clariidae
Product: oxidized low-density lipoprotein receptor 1-like
Exons: 4
Coding region: 23-607 (194 amino acids)
Source: RefSeq, a predicted model, not a curated record
UUUUUAAAGUUUAAAGUUAGCGAUGUCAAAACUUUUCGCAGUUUUUCGAAGGAAACAGGACCAUAUUUUACAAAAGCCUAAGGAACCUAUAGAUACAUCACCUAAGGACGAGCUGGCGUGUCUGAAGGUAGAGCAGGAGAGCGAGCUGAAUCAGAUGGACUACAAGAAGAAGAUUGAUGACAUGUUGCAGGAAUACAUGGAGCAGAUUGAAGGACAAGACAAGCUAAUGCAGGUGAAUCAAGUCGGAAAAAAGGUAAAGAAUACGGACAUGACAGUCCACAGGCUAAAGGACGACCUUAAGAGCAUCCAGGACAAACAUAAAAAUGCAGUCUCUAAAAUUUCAGAGCUGAAGAAGGAAAGAGAGGAACAAAAUAAGAUCAUUGUUACACAGAAAAAUCAGAUCUCGUCACUGCUUACACAGCUUGAUGUGUGCAGAAAGGAAUAUGAGGGGAACAUUUUCAAGCUGGAGGAGCAGUUGAAACAGUCAAGGCAAGAACAAGAUCAAAAGAAAAAUUUGGUGAAGGAACAUGAGCUACUGCAGAAAAAGGCUGAAGAAAGCAAAACGCUCAUCAAAAAGGUGAGGAGUUUAACAAGUGCAGUGGCGUGA